AAAUAUUUGUCGUGCUCACCUUCAUGGCAACAAUGCCCUAUAUGAGGCCUUAGAGCUUAAUGUGGUUGGUGGCCUUUCAAAGAAGAAGAAUUCAGAGUUUGGAGACAGAGUUAGAAGAGUUGAGGGCAAAUGUGGUCACAAGGGUGCAAGAUGGUGGAUAUUGGAGCAACAGUAUACUCAGUUAUUGGAAGAAAGAAAUAGGUUAAGGGCAAGGUUAGCAAAUGAUGAGGAGGAAUUAAGAAGGUUAAGGGCGGAGGAAAGAAGAAGAGAGGAAAAUAAUAAUAAUAGAAAUAGAAUGUCAG
Molecule: messenger RNA, 302 nt
Organism: Racocetra persica
Lineage: Eukaryota; Fungi; Glomeromycota; Glomeromycetes; Diversisporales; Gigasporaceae
Source: the annotation of a GenBank genome assembly